This is a messenger RNA of Hyaena hyaena (striped hyena), 1802 nucleotides long. It is a transcript of the gene MNS1, whose product is annotated as meiosis specific nuclear structural 1. Lineage: Eukaryota; Metazoa; Chordata; Mammalia; Carnivora; Hyaenidae. The record is from RefSeq and is a predicted model, not a curated record. The transcript is spliced from 11 exons. Gene Ontology annotation, cellular component: motile cilium. Gene Ontology annotation, biological process: cilium organization. The coding region runs from base 90 to 1463 and encodes 457 amino acids.
CCGCAUAAACAUCGAAGAAAGGAGCCGCUGCUUUGGAAGUGGGAGGCGGUGGCCGCUGGAGCCUGAGAGGGGGAUUUUCGUCUGCCAAGAUGGCUUCUGAAAAGAGAGUCCUGAGCUUCAGUGAAAGGCAUCAGAAAUUAGUAGAUGUAAACUACAGCAAGAAAUUGCAUGUCCAAUCACUAAGAAAGAUACAGAAUCAAGUUAUAGACCAAAUGGUGCGGAACAAAAACGAUGACCUCGUGGAGCGCAGGAGAUUCCUUAGAUUACUACAGAAUGAACAAUUUGAGUUGGAUAUGGAAGAGGCCAUUCAAAAGGCAGAAGAAAACAAAAGAUUGAGGGAACUUCAGAUUGAACAAGAAGAAAAACUGGCAAUGGAAUUGGCAAGACUAAAACAUGAAAGUCUAAAGGAUGAAAAGAUGAGGCAACAAGUAAGAGAAAACAGUAUUGAGCUCAGAGAAUUGGAGAAGAAAUUAAAAGCAGCUUACAUGAAUAAAGAAAGAGCAGCUCAGAUCGCAGAAAAGGAUGCCAUUAAACACGAGCAGAUGAAACGUGAUGCUGAAAUAGCCAAAACCAUGAUGGAAGAACACGAGAGAGCAAUCAAGGAAGAGAAUGCUGCAGAGGACAAACGGAAUAAAGUAAAAGCACAAUAUUAUCUUGACUUGGAGAAACAACUUGAAGAACAAGAAAGGAAAAAGCAGGAAGCUUAUGAGCAAUUACUGAAAGAGAAACUCAUGAUUGAUGAAAUUGUUAGGAAAAUCUAUGAAGAAGAUCAAUUGGAAAGACAACAAAGGUUAGAAAAAAUGAAUGUAACUCGAAGGUACAUAGAAGAAUUUCAGAAAGAACAGGCUCUCUGGAGAAAAAAGAAACGUGAGGAGAUGGAAGAAGAAAACAGAAAAAUCGUAGAGUUUGCCAACAUGCAGCAACAAAGAGAAGAAGAUCGAAUGGCAAAAGUUCAAGAAAAUGAGGAAAAAAGGCUGCAGCUUCAGAAUAUGCUGACUCAGAAAUUGGAAGAAAUGCUGCGGCAACGUGAAGAUUUGGAGCAAGUGAGACAAGAAUUAUACCAGGAAGAACAAGCUGAAAUACAUAAGAUGAAACUGAAAGAGGAAGCAGAAGAGAAAUUAAGAAAGCAAAAGGAGAUGAAACAAGAUUUUCUAGAACAAAUGGCCCUGAAGGAACUAGUACUCCAGGCUGCAAAAGAGGAAGAGGAGACCUUUAGAAAAGCUACGCUAGCUAAGCUUGCUGAGGAUGAUCGAAUAGAACUGAUGAAUGCUCAGAAACAAAGAAUGAAGCAGCUAGAACACAGGAGGGCUGUGGAAAAACUUAUUGAAGAGCGUCGCAACCAGUUCCUUGCAGACAAACAACGUGAACUGGAAGAAUGGCAGUUGCAGCAAAGACAACAAGGGUGUAUUAAUGCAAUUAUUGAAGAAGAAAGACUAAAUCUUCUCAAAGAACAUGCUACAUAAUUACUAGGAUAUCUCCCUAAGGGAGUAUUUAAAAAGGAGGAUGAUAUCGAUAUGCUUGGUGAAGAGUUUAGAAAAGUCUAUCAGAAAAGAAGUGAAAUUUGUGAAGAGAAGUGAUACCAUCAAGAUUUGGUAAAACCUGGAUUGUUUUGUUUUCACCACUAGGUGUCAGUGUGACUUUGUUUCACAGCUUCUUGUUCUCAGAUUUUAAUGCUUCAAUUUUCGUGUGUUCUUCAUUGGUGAUAUCCUGCACAAGGAAAAACAAAUCCCAUAUAGUCUUCAGUAAAAUUAUAGCCACAUUAGUAAUAACUGUCUUUAACUGAAAUAUAGAAUUUUUGUAAA